Messenger RNA from Parastagonospora nodorum SN15, 837 nucleotides. RefSeq lists its product as hypothetical. NCBI's taxonomy places the organism in Eukaryota, Fungi, Ascomycota, Dothideomycetes, Pleosporales, Phaeosphaeriaceae. The record is from RefSeq and is a predicted model, not a curated record. Bases 1 to 837 code for a protein of 278 amino acids. The transcript is spliced from 3 exons.
AUGCCUGGAAGACAACAAAGAGCCCGUUUCCGAGCCACGAAACGACUCCAAAAGCCUACGUUCGCCUUUCUCGAGCUUCCUGCCGAGCUCCGCAACAAGGUCUACGAAUUCACCCUCACCUUCACGGACGGUAUCAAAUAUGUCAACCGACAACUUCACAAGGAGGCAGCUGGUUUAGAGGUCCAAUACAACCGGCUCACCUUCGCAGAGUAUCCAUACCCGGCCGACAAUGGCGGGUUAACAGCGAUGGAGAUCUUCAUGGGCUCAUGCACACGACUGCGGCGACGCUGGAUUACUCAGAUUGCCUUGGAAGGCGUCUGCAUACCGGACUAUACACUUUAUCAAACUCCACUAUUCCAGUGGACAGACGAUUACAUGAGGAACAGCCAGAUAUUCAAAUUCUGCGAAGUGCUGCCCCAUAUACGCGUCGACUACCACUAUCCCGGGUUUGCCUACACAGAGGGUACCGACUUCGCCUCUCCCUCGACAUUCGUCACCUCGGCCUCAAUCAUAAUGCGCCUAUUUAGAGGUACCGAUAUCUCACAUCUGGACAAGCACCAUGAUAGUGGCAUUAUGGACAACGGUGAGCUCGAUAGAGAGUUGGAAGUACUAUUUGGUGUCGCGACGUGCAAUGAACUCAAACUCCUCGCGACCAAGGCUCCCAAACUUCGAUUCUCCCCGGUUAAUAAAGUCCUGCCUGCCCAGCAGUUCAGCGAUGCCGCGGAGCAAGAGUGGGGCGUGCGCAGAGGUGGAUUAGAGACGGUAUUUAGCACGGUGGCAGUGCUUCAGGUCACUUCAGAGCUUGUGCAUGAAAAGGGCGACUGCAGUCAGGAGUAG